UCAGCUAGCAAGUUCACUGCUAAUUGCGAGUUUAGAGCCAGCGCACAAAAACAACAAGAACAAACAAUAAUCUGCUAAGCAGAGGAGGCCAAAAACAAAAAGAAAAAGCAAAACCAAAAUAAAAAAGGAAGCAAUAAUUAAUCACAGCUUUAAAAACAACAAGAACAACAGAGGAAUCAAAUUAACAGCGCGUCAAAAGGAUUAACAGCCAGAGAGCGUGUGCAAGUGACAGUUGGAUUGAGAGCGUCAGCUGUAAACGGCUGAGCGCGAGUGACAGAGACAGAGGCGUUCCACUUGUGUGGAACGUGUGUCUGUGUGUGUGUGUGUGGAUAACAAUUAACAUUCCCUCACUCACUGCACUCACUUAACAUGUUUGCCUUUGCAGCAAUGAGAGAGGCAAUGCGACAGCCGCGAUCGCUGUUAACGCUGCUGUUAACGUGCUUGGCGCUGUUAAUGCUAGCAGAGGAAGCAAUUGGAACACAUCGAGAUUGGAUACAAAAUUGCAGUAAUUGUCAUUGUCAUUGGAAUUCGGGCAAAAAGAGUGCCGAUUGUAAGGGUAAAAAAUUGACAAAAAUUCCACAGAAUAUGAGCAAUGAAAUGCAAGUGAUUGAUUUCUCCCAGAAUCAAAUACCCGAACUGCGUAGCGAAGAAUUUCAAUUGGCGGAAUUGCAGAAUCUACAUAAGCUCUAUUUGCGCAACUGUACCAUACAGGAGGUAAAUCGCGAUGCGUUCAAAGGACUCACCAUACUGAUCGAACUGGAUAUGUCCAAUAAUCAGAUACGGGAAUUGCAUCCAAAUACGUUCAAGAGUCUCGAGAAGAUCCGUAAUGUGAUCAUCAAUAAUAAUGAGAUUGAGGUUUUGGAGAGUGAACUUUUUACCAAAUUGCAUUAUCUGUCCCGGGUGGAGUUCAACAAUAAUCGAUUGAAACAGGUGCAAUCGAAUGUCUUUGGUCGACUCGAUCUAUUGAAAUCGAUUUGUUUGGAGCGCAAUCAAUUGACGUAUUUGAAUAAGGAAACAUUUGCCGAUCUGCCCAAAUUGCAUUAUUUAUCACUGCAGGGUAAUGCCUGGAAUUGCAGUUGUGAUCUACAGGAAUUCCGGGACUUUACCAUCGCCCAUCGAUUGUAUACGCCGCCCACGGAUUGCCAGGAACCCGCUCAAUUACGUGGCAAACUCUGGAGCGAAGUGCCAUCCGAGAAUUUCGCCUGUCGUCCCAGAAUUCUGGGAUUGGUGCGAAGUUAUAUUGAAGGGAAUCAGGAUAAUAUAACGUUACCGUGUCGCUUUAUGGGCACUCCACUGCCAAAUGUCACCUGGAUCUAUAAUAAGCGUCAAUUGAAUCCGGGAAUCAAUGAUCAGCACAUACGCAUACUCAAUUCUGUGGAGCAACUGAAUGUACAGCAACAACCUGCCCAGGUGAUGACCUCGGAACUUCGCAUCUAUGGCGUACGCACCUCCGAUAAGGGUGUGUACACCUGUAUAGCCGAUAAUCGUGGGGGCAAAGCGGAGGCGGAGUUUCAACUGAUGAUCAAUGGUGAUCAUAUGGGCAUUACGAGUAAUUCCGAUGGUCUCAGCUUGGGAAUUAGCGGUGCCAUUGGCGCCUCCACCAGCGAUCCGCAAACAAGUUUAUUCCUUGUCAUCUGUGUGAUUGCAACGACAUUUCUCGUCCUACUGAUCGUCCUGGUGCUGGCUCUCUUCUGGUAUUGUCGUCGCAUCAAGACCUAUCAGAAGGAUAACACUAUUGGCGAUGGCUUGAUCUCCUGCAAACUGGACAAGACCCACAACAGCUCCAUGCUCGAGGGCUCCGUCAUCAUGGAGAUGCAAAAGAGCCUCCUCAAUGAGGUAAACCCCGUGGAGAAACCGCCUAGACGCACCGACAUCGAGAGCGUCGAUGGCGGCGACGAUGGACAUGAGAUCAAAAAGACAUUACUCGAUGACACCGCAUACGCGAAUCACUCGCGCGAUGAUGAGACUCACUCGGUGGCUUUAUCGGACACGACAACAACACCGCGAUCCCGUCACACCUAUGUGGAUGAUACCUAUGGCAAUAGCCUGCCCCCGGAUCUAUUGGCAUUUCCCGCACGCGUACCCCCCACCUCACCCUCGAUGCAAUCGUCGCAGUCGAACAUACCCGAUCAGGUGAUCUACGGCAUACGUUCGCCGCCACCGUUGACAAGUCCGGUUUACGCACACAUGACACCGCAUGGCAUUUACGGCACUACAACAAUUGCGGCUGCCACACACAAUGGCUUCAUGACCUUGCAACAUCCAAAGUCACGCAAUUUGGCACUGAUUGCCACCGCCAACAGUCGCCAUCAGCAGCAGCAGCAACAACAGCAACAGCAACAAAUGGUACUGCAACAUCAACCGUCAUCGGCAUCACCUUUUCUGCCCGCUCCCGUUGUUUAUUCGCCCGCCCAGCCGGUGAUCAUGAAACAGGGCUACAUGACAAUACCGCGCAAGCCGCGUGUUCCCAGCUGGGCGCCCAGCACCUCAGUGGCAGCAUCGGCCGCCCAUCAUGUCAGCGAAUUUCAGUCGCCCACCUCACCCAAUCCCAGUGAGACCGGUACGGCCACAACGGCCGAGUUGCAAGCGGAGCCGGUCUACGAUAAUUUGGGAUUACGCACCACAGCCGGCGGAAAUUCCACCUUAAAUUUGCACAAGGCACUGGAAAAGGGAGCACAACAACAGCAACAGCAGCAACAGCAGCAGCAGCAGCAACAACAACAACAGUAUACAAUGCGGGAUCGCCCAUUGCCGGCCACGCCCAGUUUGACAUCAGUGGCAUCGGCAUCGGCGAGCAAAAUCUAUGAGCCGAUACACGAAUUGCUGCAACAGCAACAGGCGAUGCAGGCACAACAGCAACAGCUGCAACAGCAACAGCUGCAGCUGCAGCAACAGCAACAGUUGUACAACACUGAAACGGAACCACUCUAUGGCGCUAGACAUCAUGGUAUAACGAUAUUGCCAGGUUCGAGUAUUAGCGGUGCCGGUUUGGGUUCUCCAGGCGCAGCAGCCGCAGCAGCAACAGUUGCUGUCACAUCGCCAACACACAGCAAUAACAACAGCGGGGAUUCACCGAAAAUCGCCAAAAUACCGCCACGUCCGCCGCCAAAGCCCAAGAAGAAAAUGUCCGUGACGGCAACGCGCAGCGGCCAGGGCAGCACAAGUCAGCUGUUCGAUGAUGAGGGCGAGGAUGGCACCGAGGUUUAGUUGCAGCAAUUACCUAUUUAAAAAAAACAUAUAAAAAAAAAAA
Molecule: messenger RNA, 3250 nt
Organism: Drosophila innubila
Lineage: Eukaryota; Metazoa; Arthropoda; Insecta; Diptera; Drosophilidae
Gene: kek5
Exons: 2
Coding region: 370-3207 (945 amino acids)
Molecular function (GO): protein binding
Source: RefSeq, a predicted model, not a curated record